Molecule: messenger RNA, 5850 nt
Organism: Phacochoerus africanus (Common warthog)
Lineage: Eukaryota; Metazoa; Chordata; Mammalia; Artiodactyla; Suidae
Gene: FAM186A
Product: family with sequence similarity 186 member A
Exons: 7
Coding region: 1-5850 (1949 amino acids)
Source: RefSeq, a predicted model, not a curated record
AUGCCAACUGAGACAGACGGCAAACAUGAAGCGGAAAAAGAAGCUUUGGAUUUCAACAUAAUGUACAGAAGUGUCCUUGAUAGUUCAGAGAUCCCUAAGCUUGAGAUCCCAUUCACAGUACAGGAUAUCAUCAGUAGAAUUGAGGAAGCACAGCACUAUCGAGCCAGAGAGGACCUUAAUAUGCAGCUGAAUGACAUAAUGGUUAAUGUGCAAAGGAUAAUAAAUCGAUAUAGUAUUGAUGAGAAUGUGCACUCUGGAAGGAAAAUAUCCCUUUCAGAACAUAAGAAAAGGAGACCAAGUUUGCUGGAGAAAAUAGUUAAUUGUGCUAAGGCUGCUGAAAUUAAAGAAAAGACUCUUGCCUUCCUCCUGGCCUGGUUAGAAGAAUGGAAUGUCAUUUUGUCUGCGAUGACUGCAAUUGACAUCGAUGAACACCACCACUGGAUAGCACAAAUGGAGAUGUUACCGGAAACAUUCAAAACCAUCGAGAGCAAUGUCAAGCUACUGACUAAAAUUAGAGCAUCUCUGCUUGAAGAAAAGAAGAAACAAAAGAAAAAAUCAGCGUCUAGAGGUUCUCUGUGGAAAUCUUGGAAAGAAAGAGUUAUAAAGCGACCUGCAACAGCUCAUGCUUUAAGACCAGAUCAGAUGAUUAGUGAUGAAUUUGCAACAAACAGAAAGAUUUCAGAAAUCCAAGAUAUGCUGCAGGAACUCAUAGGUACUGCAAUGUUCAAUAAAUUGGAAAACAAUGCUAUUAAAUAUAUAUCAUCAACAAUAGCAAACCUUUCUAAAGCUUUAAGUACACUAAAUGAUGAAGUGAAAAUUAUUAGCCUCCAAGGUACCAAUAUGUAUAUAAAUGAGACAGACGAAAAAGGAAUUUCUCUGAAGAUAAUACAAGAUCUCAGUGAAAAAAAUGAAAUGCUUCAGCAGAAACUUCAAAAAGCAGAAGAAAACUAUGAACAACUUCUUCGAUCCAGAGGCGCAGAACUCAAAGCAUUGCCCACAUCAGCACUGAAAGUGUUACCUGAACCUUCUCGAGAGUCAUCCACGGCCACUAGCCAAGGUGGCAUAGAAGACAGUAUAGACAAUAUUUUGGUCAAUGAAUUUGCAAACAUUGUAGAUAAGUCCCAAAGAAAAGGGACCACACCUCUGGGGAGAAGGCCGAACUCAGCUAUUUCACAUGCAGGCCCAGUGAAAAUGUUCCCUGAUUUAACUGAGCAGCAGCACCCUUUACCUGAAAAAAAACAGAAAAAGUCUUCUAAAGAUAUCCCUGAAGAUAAGGUAUCAGUGGAGGUUCAGGAAGAUGGGCCUGAUCAGCAUCAGUCACAGAAACGAAAGCACACAAAAGGCCCAUAUGUGAAGGAGACCUCUGAAUCAACUCUGAGUGAUGACAAAGGUAAACAGAAAGCCUCUGGGACCAAACUCGAUCACGACUUGGACUUACAAGCGCUGGAAAAGAAAAGAAAAGAAAAGAAAUCCUUUUCUGAAGCCAAAUCAAAGUCAGUUCCUGAAACAAAAAGCCAACAUCCCCCUGCCGAUUUUCCUUCUAUGGACACAAAGAGCCAAGGCAGCAGAGAUGGAACAAGCGGUAUAUGGGAACUGCUCAGGAAGGCCAAACUUGAACCUUCGCUUAGCAAAAGUCCCAAUGCUUCAGAGAAAAAAGAGGAACUCACCCCUGUGUCAAUGGAUAAAGAGGGCAAAAAGGAGGCGGCAAAAAUGAGUAGCCAGGUAGAGCCAUCCAGUGUCAGCCAACUUGAUUAUUCCUCUGAGAAGGUAAAACUAAAAGGAAAGAAACAACAAAUCUCUCCAGGAACCACUGCAAGCAAAGAAGAAAAAACUGAAGAAAAGGAUAUGGUGGCGCUCGCCCAGACAGUCAAGUCUCAUGAACUUGUUAAAACACAACCUAGGAUAACUAAAGAGACUUUAGGAAUUGCAGAUGACAAAAGUGAACAGAGUAACCUGGAAGCAUUUCAGGAAGCCAUAGUGUCAUUCCUAAAAGAGAAAAUCGAUGCCACAGGAAAGCCUUUGGAUAAAAAGACAGUGCCAAAAGAAGAGUUAUUAUUAAAGAGAGCAGAAGUUGAAAAAUUAGGAAUCAUAAAGUCAAAAAUGGAGGAAUAUUUCCAAAAAGUGGCUGAAAAUGUGGCAAGAAUCUUGAGAAAGUACAAAGAUAUAAAAAAUGCAGUUGGAGAGAAACCUAUGAAACAAAAAAAGGUAGUCUCAUUUAUGCCGGGACCACCUGUUCAGAAGUCGCUGAGCGCAAGGUCGGAAAUUAACACCUUACUUUCACAUGAGAGCCUUGACCCACUAACUGAUAAUUUAAUACAAAUGAUCUUGACUGAAAUCGAAAGUGAAGGAGAUAUCCCAGCAGCCUCAACAGUAGGGCGAGAUCAUAAGGAGAAGGAAAAGCAAAGGAGGGAGGAGUAUUUGCAAGAGGGUCGACAAAAGAAUUUUGGUACCAUUUUGAAACACCAGUUGCAAGAAGAGAGGAGCUAUGAGAUGAUAAAUAAGAAUUUGGAGAAGGAAGGCGCAUGGCUCCCGAUGAAGGAGGAAAAGCAAGAGCAACAGAAGCAGAAACAGUGGCAGGAAGAAGAGGUGUGGAAAGAACAGCAAAAACAAAGGAUGUCAAAGCAGAUUGAACCGGGUAAGAAGAAAAAGCAAAGGGAAGAGGAGAAAGAAAGGCGUCUGGAGGCAGAGGAGCAGCAGCUGGAAGCAUGGAAGCAAAAAAUGAAAGUACAAGAAGUACCUCUGGAGAAGGAGAAAGGACAGCAGAUGAUACAGGUUCAGAAGAAAGUGAGGUAUCUGGAGCAAGAGAGCAGUUGGAAGGAAGCGGAGGAGAAGCAGAAGCCAAGGAAAAAGGCAGAGGACCAAAAAAGGCAGACGCAGAAAACAGCAAAGGAGAUGAAGACUUUACAAGAACUAGUCCAGGCGCUCAGUCAAACGUCGGUGACAUGGUCUCCCAGGUGGAAGAGCACACCGAAAGCCACAGCCCAGCUACACCAAAGAAAAGAGUUCGAUGGGAAUCUGAAGAAAUUAGGGGCUCUUCCCGAAGGAAAGUACCCCGUACCAAUUGUUCCUCCCAUCUCCACGCGACCUUCCUCACCUGGGGGCUUUUCUAUUUCUGGACAGCCUCCCACAAAGUUAAUCACUCUCACCCCUCAGCAGGCCCCCCUUUUUACCCCUGAAGAGGCCCAGGCACUGGGAAUCACUCCCACUUCUUAUCAGGUUCAGGCAUUGGGGGAAACUCCUACUCCUAAAAUGUCUCAGGGUUUGGGAGCAGCCCAUACUCCUGAGCAGGCCUGGGCACUGGGGUUCCCUGUCACCCCUGAGCAGGCCCAGGCCCAAGGCAUCACCCUCACCCCUCAGCAAGUCCAGGCACUGGGGACCCCCAUCAUCCCUGAGCAGGCCCGGGCACCAAGGAUCCCCGUCACCAUUGAGCAGGCCCAGGCACUGGGGCUCCAUGCCACCCCUGAGCAGGCCCAGGCACUGGGGCUCCAUGCCACCCCUGAGCAGGCCCGGGCACUGAGGAUCCCCAUCACUGCUCAGCAGGCCCAGGCGCUAGGGAUCCAUGUCACCCUUCAGCAGGUCCAGGAUUUGGGGGCUCCUUUCACUUUAGGACAGGCUCAAGCGUUGGGUGUUUCUCUCUCCCCAGAACAGUUUGGGGAAUUAGGGGUCCAUCUCACCUCAGAUAAAGCCUAUGCCUCAAAAUCUGCCCAUACCCCAGAACAAAUCCAACCUUUAGGAGCCCCCUUUACCCUAGGGCAGGCCCAGUCCAUGGGUGUUACUCUUCUGUCUGAGCAGGACCUGAUAUCGAGAGCUUCUCUCAGUGAUGAGCAGCCCUCAAAGCCCUGGGCUGGUUCUCCUUCAGGACACACCCUGGAAGCUGGGAUCUUUACCAUUACUGAUAAAUCUGUCAUCUCACAUGCUCCUCGCAUUCCUAGGAAGUCCCCAGCAUCAUCUGCUCCUAUUGCUGAGAAGUCCCUGAGGUUUGAGGUCCCUUCUACUACUUUGCGGACAUCUACAUUUCCUUUUACACAAUCUCCUUUUGUCCCUGAGAAAUCCCCAGGAAUGAGGAUUCCUUCAGACCCGAGGAAGCUCCUGGCACCACAAAUUUUUCCUUCCCCUAGACAGAUCCCAGUUUCUAAGGGUCAGUCCACCUCUGUUCAGUUCCCGACACCAGCUCCUAGCCCAAUAUCUCAGCUGCCUCCCAUACCAGGACAGCCUCUUGCACUGGAAGCCCUCUUUGUUUCUAGGCAAGGCUUCGUAUCUAAGGACUCUCUGACUCCCCAGUCACCUCUGAUGUUGAAGCCCCUUCUUGAUUCUAGACAACCCCUUAGCUCUAGAGUCCCAGCCACCUCUGCACAGAUUCCCAGUAUCGUGGCUCCUCUCUCUCCUAGGAAGCCUUUGGUUCCUUGGGCCUCUUCCAUCCCUGGGGAGCUCUUGGAAUCUAGACCCUUAACCCUCUCUGAGCAGCUUCAGGCAUCCCAGACCCCUGCCACCCAUGACCAAUCUCCCUAUCUACAAGCCUCUAAUAUCCUUCGGCAGCAUCUGCCACCACGGACUCUUCCUGGGCAAGCUUCCCCACUCUGGAUCUCUCCCAUACCUGGGCCUCCCCCAACACUAAUGGCUCCCUCAAUCUCUGGAAGGCCCCAGAAGGAUUUGCCAUCUCCUGUAUCUAAGACAAGUAAGGAAAGAUUGUCAACUAUUUUUCCUCUGAAAUCUAAAUCUGCAUUGGUCCAUCCCAGGGUGCCAAGUUUCAAGGCAUCUCAAGCCCCUUUUGCCACUAAGAAGUCCCAAAUAUCAGAGGUCUCUGACACUUCUGAAGAAACCCAGAGAUCCCGAGAUCCUUUUGCCAUGGAACAGUCUAGAACACAUCUCACUGAUUAUAGGACACCAGUAUCACAAACCCCUUACAUUGACGAGGAGGUCCUCCCAACUCCCAUUAAGCCUGUAACAUCGCUACCUUCUCCUAUGACUCAACUACCCAAAACAUCGCAGAGCUCGCCUUCUGAAUGGGACCAGACAUCCCGAUUUCCCCCUAUUGAUAAGUCCUGGAUACUGACUUCAGUUUCAGGUACCAAGAAACCCAAGAUGGUUGUAUCUACUUCCUAUACCCAAGAGCUCAAAGAGGAGAAGUAUUUUGUUGAUGUGGAGGCUCAGCGGAAGAAUCUGAUACUCUUAAAUCAGGCCACAGAAGCUUCUAAACUCCCUUCGCAGCUAUACACAACAGCUAAGAAGCUCAUAAUUGAGACACUUCAUACGGACACAGUUCGGCUGGGAUACCUAUUCCGAAAGUACAUUGCCUAUAGGCUGAUCCAGCGUGCAAGAAACAACAUAGUCAAACGAUUACAAGCCAUCCAGAAUACUGGGAGAGGCUAUGAGACUCAGAACCUCUACAUAAUGCUGAACAAAAUUGAUGACUACCAGAAAAAAGUGAUGCGGAUCUGGUUGGAGAAGCAGAAAUCUCUACAGCAGAAACGGAAUCAGUGUCUGAGGAAAACAAUGUACUUAUUUAGCCAGCUCCAAGAGAUAUAUAAACUGAAUCUCAAUCAACCUAUCCCUUUGAUCACGGACAAGAAGCAAGUACAUGUCUCUACCAAACUGGUUCAACAGCCAUUCCUAAAACUACUAAGAGAAGAGGACAGAAAGUAUUGCAUAUUCAAUAAAUUUGGACAAGAAGACCAAAUGGAAGCCAUCUGGAAUGCAGAUCUAUCCACUUCAAGCUACCCAAUCACAGAGAAGCCAUCAAUGUAUUCACUCUGGGCCCAGCUGGGUGGGUACCCAGAUAUUCCUAUGCUGCUCCAGUUAGAUGUUCAUUCUGUCUUCAGAAGAUCUCUUACAUGCAUCCAAUCAAAGUAA